CCUGCGCUCCCUCCCAUGGCGACCCCCGUCGCCUCCCCUCUCCUCCUCCCCUCCCCGCUCCCCCUCCCGGCCCCAACCUUCCCGCCCCGCCGCAUCACCUCCUCCCGUCGCCUCCUCCUCUCCCCUCCCCCGCACGCCGGCCGGCCGCGCCUCCGCGACCCGCCGCCGGCGCCGGUGGAGGAGGCCGCCGCCGCGGCCGUGGAGGAGUACGAGGCGCCUCCGCUCAGGCUCCUCGACCCGCCGCAGGAGGACGAGCCCUACCCGGACGAGAUGGAGGCGGCCGACCCGGACUUCUACCGGAUCGGGUACGCCCGGAUGAUGCGCGCCUACGGGGUCGAGUUCCUCGAGGGCCCCGACGGCAUGGGCGUCUACGCCUCCCGGGACGUCGACCCGCUCCGCCGAGCCAGGGUGAUAAUGGAGAUUCCAUUGGAGCUCAUGCUGACUAUAACUAAAAACCAUCCUUGGAUGUUCUUUCCUGACAUUAUCCCACUAGGACAUCCUAUAUUCGAUAUUAUCGAGUCAACAAAUCCCGAGACAGAUUGGGAUUUAAGAUUAGCCUGCCUUCUUCUCUACGCAUUUGAUGUAGAAAACAACUUUUGGCAGUUAUACGGUGAUUUUUUGCCUAGUGGUGAUGAAUGCACCAGCUUGCUUCUGGCACCGAAGGAGGAUCUAAUGGAACUGGAAGACGAAGAUCUGUCCUCAGAGAUGUUAAAACGCCAGCAGCGAGCAGUUGAUUUUUGGCAGAAACACUGGCACAAAGCAAUCCCUCUCAAGCUAAAGCGGCUUGCCCCUGACCACGAGAGAUUUCUCUGGGCAGUGAGCAUUGUUCAGUCUCGCUCUUUCAACUUGAAUAUGAGAAUGGGAGCUUUCAUUCAAGAUGCAAAUGUCCUAGCUCCUUAUGCCGAUAUGCUGAAUCACUCACCUGAUGCUAACUGUUUCCUGCAUUGGCGUUUCAAAGAUCGAAUGCUUGAAGUUAUGAUUAAGGCGGGGCAUGCUAUAAAAAAAGGAGAUGAGAUGACAAUCGAUUAUAUGAGUGCGGUGAACAGCACGCUGAUGCAGAGAUAUGGCUUCUCAUCACCAACGAAUCCCUGGGAACAUAUAAACUUCUCGGGCCCUGCCAAGAUCCACCUGGAUUCUUUCCUGUCAGUCUUCAACAUAGCUGGCCUGCACGACGAGCUGUACCACAACGUUGCAUUGACAUCGGGAGAAAGCACCUUUGUCGACGGAGGAGUGGUGGCGGCAGCGAGGACUCUGCCGACAUGGUCAGACGGAGACCUUCCUGCCAUACCGAGCGUGGAGAGAAAAUCCGCUCAGGCGUUGCAGGAGGAGUGCCGGAAGAUGGCCGAGUCUUUCUCGACCACGAUCCAACAGGACGAGGAGAUUCUAGAUUCCGACGAGCCUAUGAGGAAAACACGUGAAAUCGCGAUCAAGUACCGGCUGCACCGGAAGCUGCUGCUGCAGAAGAUCAUCGACUCGCUGGAGAUCUACCAGGAUCGGAUUUUGUUCUAGCUAGAUGUAUUAUAGGACUAGAAGGUGCGGUUCUAGAUUUCUAGUGUGCUAGUUCUAGGUGUGUCCCGAGUGUUCUGAACUGUAGGGCGGUUGCACCACCACAGCACCCUUAGAUGAUUUUGAAGGGCUUCAGAAGCCUAGGUUCAUACUGCAUAGUAGGAAGAUCCCAGAAAGAUAAUGACAAGUGUCAAGUGUCGCCAAGGCAUGUCGGUGUCGGAGGUGGCACCAUGGUUGUUGGAAGAGAGGGGCCCGCCUGCCAGGAUUCACCAGCACAUAGUUGCCCCACCUGUCAGGAUAGGUAAACGCUUCUCGAUUUCUCGAGCAACGUGUUACCUGCUUCAUUUAAAUGUGAUUCAUGCUGAUGCCUCCACGAAAGAUAUCAUCGGCACUAAAUGGAAUCUACUAGUAGUACCAGAUAAGCAAGAGCAUCAAUGUAAUCGCGACCGAUCGGUACCAAGUUUGUCCACAUUAGUGAAGGCCGCUUCUCUUGUGUUGUU
Aegilops tauschii subsp. strangulata is the source of this 2006-nucleotide messenger RNA. RefSeq names its product protein PLASTID TRANSCRIPTIONALLY ACTIVE 14. Gene Ontology annotation, molecular function: protein-lysine N-methyltransferase activity; protein binding. Gene Ontology annotation, biological process: peptidyl-lysine monomethylation; chloroplast organization; thylakoid membrane organization. Lineage: Eukaryota; Viridiplantae; Streptophyta; Magnoliopsida; Poales; Poaceae. The record is from RefSeq and is a predicted model, not a curated record. Gene Ontology annotation, cellular component: plastid-encoded plastid RNA polymerase complex; chloroplast thylakoid.